This is a messenger RNA of Aspergillus homomorphus CBS 101889, 4006 nucleotides long. Its product is annotated as DNA-directed RNA polymerase III core subunit RET1. The coding region runs from base 96 to 3764 and encodes 1222 amino acids. Gene Ontology annotation, cellular component: RNA polymerase III complex. The record is from RefSeq and is a predicted model, not a curated record. Lineage: Eukaryota; Fungi; Ascomycota; Eurotiomycetes; Eurotiales; Aspergillaceae. Gene Ontology annotation, molecular function: ribonucleoside binding; DNA binding; DNA-directed RNA polymerase activity. Gene Ontology annotation, biological process: DNA-templated transcription. The transcript has 3 exons.
GUCUAGAAUGCUGUGACGCCUGCUCUUCACCACCCCGAUCGACGUGCAGCAAGACUCGCAAUUUCUCCUUAAGUGGAAGUCACGUUUGAUCAGCCAUGCCUCCUCGUAGGAGAGCGCCGAUUUCCGCGGCCAACUUGCGAUCUACGCAACCUGGAGAGGCCGCCUCGUCUUCAAGACUAGGGAACGCCGAUGCUUCGAAACGCAGACGUCUCUCCCAGUCUAAGCCUGCUCCGCCGCCCAAGGAGCCAUCCCCCGUCGUCGAGGAACAGCCGCAAGGUUCCGAUGAGGAGCAUUCUCACACUUCGUACCGCCACCGAGAUCCCUUUGACGCCCUCCUCGAACCGUUCUACUACAACAAGGGCCUGACGGAUCCGAUCAACACCGCCCAGGACAAAUGGAACUUGUUGCCAGCCUUCCUCAAGGUCAAGGGACUGGUGAAGCAGCAUAUCGACUCGUACAACUACCUCGUAGAGGUUCAAUUGAAGAAGAUCGUCGAAUCCAGCUCCACCAUCCGUAGCGAUGUCGACCACAACUUUUACAUAAAGUUCACCAACAUCUACUUGGGCUUUCCGCGACGUGCGGAUGAACCGCAAGAUGUCCGCGCCGAUUUCUCGGAGUCCACCGUCGCCCCGCAUGAAUGUCGUCUUCGUGACACAACCUAUGCGGCGCCCAUCCAGGUUGAUUUCGAGUACGUCCGUGGUCGGCAGAGGGUCAUGAGAAAGGGUGUGGCUAUUGGAAGAAUGCCGGUCAUGCUUCGAAGUUCGAAGUGUGCAUUGGCGAACAAGACUCCGGCGGAGAUGUCGGUCCUGAACGAGUGCCCUCUCGACCCCGGUGGUUACUUCAUUGUCAACGGCACAGAGAAGGUCAUCCUCGUUCAGGAGCAGUUGAGCAAAAACAGAAUCAUCGUGGAGACAGAUCCGAAGAAAGAGAUCGUUCAGGCCUCUGUGACCAGUUCUUCCAACGAACGUAAGUCGAAGAGUUAUAUCGUUUUGAAGAAGGACAAACUCUACGUGAAACACAACGUUCUCAGCGAGGACAUCCCCAUCGUCAUCCUGCUCAAGGCCAUGGGUAUCCACACCGACAAAGAGAUGCUCUUGCUCGUCGCCGGUGUCGAUAAGGUAUACCAGGAAGAUUUUGCAAUCAACUUCGAAGAAGCCAUCAAACUUGGUAUCUACACGCAGCAGCAAGCACUCGAUUGGAUCGGCGCACGAAUCAAGAUCAACCGCAAACAGAAUUCCUACCGCCGUACUCACGUUCAAGAAGCCGUGGAAGCCAUUGCCUCUGUCAUUAUUUCCCACAUCGAAGUCAAGAACAUGGACUUCCGACCCAAGGCUAUCUACGUUGCCCACAUGGCUCGUCGUGUUCUCAUGGCCAAGAAUGAUGCCACUUUGGUGGACGAUCGUGACUAUCUCGGAAACAAGCGGUUGGAACUGGCUGGCCAGCUGUUGGCACUGCUUUUCGAAGAUUUGUUCAAGAAGUUCUGCUUCGAUAUCAAGAUGAAUAUCGACAAAGUGCUGAACAAGCGUAACCGCGCAGAAGCGUUCGAUGCCUAUAGUGUGAUCACGAUGCAUAGCAACCACAUCACCCAAGGAAUGAAUCGCGCCAUCUCCACUGGAAAUUGGAGCUUGAAGCGUUUCCGCAUGGAGCGUGCAGGUGUGACACACGUGCUCAGUCGGUUGAGUUACCUUGCAGCCCUGGGUAUGAUGACGCGUAUCAGCAGUCAGUUCGAAAAGACUAGAAAGGUCAGUGGUCCCAGAGCACUGCAACCAUCGAACUUCGGUAUGCUCUGUCCAGCAGAUACACCCGAAGGUGAAGCCUGUGGUCUUGUAAAGAACUUGGCACUCAUGACUCAUAUCACAACAAACGAUGAGGAGGGUCCUAUCCGGAACUUGAUCUUCAUGCUAGGUGCUGAAGACAUCUCGACUGUUGGUGGAAAGGAGCUCUAUGGUCCGGGCUGCUACACGAUCUCGAUCAACGGUACUCCCAUGGCGCUCACUCGACGCCCAAAAUUCUUCCUUAACGCCUUCCGAAGACUUCGUCGGAUGGGACGUAUCUCCGAAUUUGUCAGCAUUUACAUCAACCACCAUCAAGGAGCUGUCCACGUAGCCACUGACGAUGGAAGAAUUUGCAGACCGCUAGUCAUUGUCGACAAUGGCAAGUCUCGCGUCAAAGCACACCAUCUCGAGAAGCUGCGGGAUGGUACCAUGUCUUUUGACGACUUCCUUGCUCAAGGAUUGGUGGAAUACCUUGACGUGAACGAGGAGAACGAUUCGUUGAUCGCUAUAUAUGAGAAAGACAUUACAGAAACAACAACUCACCUAGAGAUUGAGCCGUUUACUGUUCUUGGAGCUGUCGCCGGUCUGAUUCCCUAUCCCCACCACAACCAGUCGCCCCGUAACACCUAUCAAUGUGCUAUGGGUAAACAAGCAAUUGGUGCGAUUGCUUCGAAUCAGUUCUUGCGGAUUGAUUCCAUUCUAUACCUUAUGGUUUACCCUCAGAAGCCGAUGGUUAAGACUCGCACGAUCGAGCUGGUUAAGUACGAUCAGCUUCCUGCUGGACAGAAUGCAACCGUUGCGGUCAUGAGUUAUUCGGGAUACGAUAUUGAGGAUGCCCUCGUGUUGAACAAGGGAUCUGUGGAUCGUGGUUUUGGAAGAUGUCAGGUGUUCAAGAAAUACGUCACCAACCUGAAGAGUUACUCGAACGGCACCAAGGACCGGUUGAGUGGACCGCAGUAUGAGAACGAUGCGCCAAUCAGGAAGCAUGCUCUCUUGGAAAGCGAUGGUCUCGCUGCUGUGGGUGAGCAGGUCAACGCCGGCGAAGUCUACAUUAACAAGUCCACUCCCGACCAGUCGAUGUCUUCCGGGUUCGCCAGCUCCGACCCCGGCCGUCCCGUUUCCUAUAUGCCCACGCCCAUGACCUACAAGCUUCCCGAUCCUGCCUACAUCGACAAGGUCAUGGUAUCCGUGACUGAGAACGAGAACCAGUUGGUCAAGGUUCUGACUCGCCAGACGCGUCGUCCCGAAGUCGGUGAUAAGUUCUCCUCCCGUCACGGACAGAAGGGUGUCGUGGGCAUCAUCGCCGACCAAGCCGAUAUGCCUUUCACCGACCAAGGAAUCAACCCCGAUAUUAUCAUGAAUCCCCACGGUUUCCCGUCUCGAAUGACGGUCGGAAAGAUGUUGGAGCUUGUUGCCGGUAAAGCCGGUGUCUUGGCCGGUCACCACGGUUACGGCACUUGCUUCGGCGGCACUCCGGUCCAGGAGGCAUCUCAGGUCCUGAUCGACCACGGCUUCAGCUACGGUGGUAAAGACUAUCUCACCUCCGGCAUCACUGGCGAGGCCCUGCCGUUCUAUGUCUUCACCGGGCCCAUCUACUACCAGAAGCUCAAGCACAUGGUCCAGGACAAGAUGCACUCGCGUGCCCGCGGACCGCGCGCGAUCCUCACUCGCCAGCCGACGGAGGGUCGUUCCCGUGACGGUGGUCUCCGUCUCGGUGAGAUGGAACGUGACUGCUUGAUCGCCUACGGUACUAGUCAAUUGCUGCUGGAGCGACUGAUGAUUUCGUCCGAUCGACACGAAAUCGACGUGUGCGAGCAGUGUGGCUUCAUGGGAUACCUGAAUUGGUGUCAACGGUGCAAGUCCUCUCGCAGUGUCGUGAAGAUGGCCAUUCCUUACGCAGCCAAGCUUCUCAUCCAGGAGUUGAUGAGUAUGAACGUGACUGCGCGUUUGAAGCUGGAGGACGAGUUCCCGGAAAUGAAGGGCCGUUAAUCUAACAUCAGCAUACCAGCACAAAAAACAACGUCAGUUGAAUUUUCUGGGUCAAAAAAAAAAAAGAAAAGAAAAAAGUCCAGGUCAUUUACAAAAAGUCAGAGGCGUUUAUAGCAAGUAUUGGAAGGGUGCGUGCUUUUUGGAAUUCUCGGGAGGUUUUCGUAUGUACGGUACAUAGCGGUUUGCAUGCAUAGCGCUCGGCGAUGCGGUCGAAAUUGAAUAGAAACAAAUCAGAAACAAGC